AUGUCUGCGAACCCAGAGGCUGAGAAUGCUAGCCAGCCUGUGGAAGCAAUUUCAAUUGCUAUUGAGUUCACAGGCGGGCUAGAGAUUCUAUUCGAGAACAAACGCAAACUCCAACUUUCAAUCCCAGCUAAACGAGAAGAUGGAACGCCAACGAACAUUUCAUGGUUGAUUCACUAUCUUGUCGAACACGAAAUGAGAGACAAAAGAAAAGAACUCUUCGUUCUCGAAGACCAUGUACGACCAGGCAUACUUGUCUUGAUCAACGACGCAGACUGGGAACUCGAAGGCGAAGAGGCUUACGAAAUACAGCCGGGAGACAAUAUUCUAUUUGUGUCGACACUACAUGGAGGGUAA
Molecule: messenger RNA, 354 nt
Organism: Talaromyces proteolyticus
Lineage: Eukaryota; Fungi; Ascomycota; Eurotiomycetes; Eurotiales; Trichocomaceae
Product: ubiquitin-related modifier 1
Exons: 3
Coding region: 1-354 (117 amino acids)
Biological process (GO): protein urmylation; tRNA thio-modification
Cellular component (GO): cytoplasm; nucleus
Molecular function (GO): protein tag activity
Source: RefSeq, a predicted model, not a curated record